UACUUAGAAAAGUAGAAAACUGUAGACCAAAACAAGUCAAAGUGUGAGGUUAUGUAGAUAUAAUUGUUUGAAUAUUUGUAAAUUUUUGGGUUUUAUACAUUUCCUUUAGCUUAAAAGUACGUUUUGAUGAUUGUGGGUUCACUUCUAGAGAUGUGGUGUUAUUUAAACUGCGAAGAAAUGUGAUUUUGUUCAAAAAAAAAUUGGUUAAAAUUGACUCCAAUUCAAGAUGUACCGCACCGACAAGCAAUUUAUGACCAACCCUGCCACGGCCCCGUCCCGUGUUUACAUCGGGGGCCUCCCCAAGACAAUCGUCGCCGCCGAUUUGGAGGAAAAAUUCAAAAUGCAUGGAAAAAUCCUAGGCCUGGUCCUCCAAAUGGGCUUCGCCUUCAUCCAGUUCGAGAACGAAAGCCAAGCCCAGGCUGCAAUCCAAAACGAGAACAAUACGGUGCUCCACGGUAGAAAAAUCUGUGUGAGACAAGCGUUGGACAAGAGCCAAAAAGGGGCUAACAAUAUGAACAAACAAAUUCAAAAUCGAAGACCGGGCCCCCCCCCGCAUUACAACGAGCCGCCCCACAUGCCCCCACAGCAACAACAACAGUUCCAGAAUCAUCCGCCGCCCCCACAACAACAACCUACAGAAGAGCCCCCGAAGCCAGCCCCCAAGCCCGAGCCGGAGGAGCAAGCCCCGCCACCGAAAGAGGAGCCCCCCAAAAAGGAGGCGCCGAGGGGGAGGAAGCGGAGGAUGCAGAGUCGGGAGCGGUUUCAACCCGAUAUAUACAGGGAGGACGGGUAUUAUCCCCCGGGGAAGUACCCAAAUCGGCCACCAGUCGUUGACCAACCUGACAGAAACGACUGUGAAAUUAUAGUCGUCUCAAAACCCCUAACGAAAUACGCCGAGUAUAUUGAACAGAGACUGAAAGGACUGGGGCUCAUUGUGGACUUGCUGUUUCCCAACGAGGACGUCCCAAUUGGGCGAGUCUUGGCGAAUAUUUCAAGCAGGGGGUGUUUAUAUGCAAUUUUGGUAAUGCCCCAAAACGAGGAACACAGAAGUUUGACUCUUAAUAUUUUACAUGGGAAUCCCCAAGAGCAUAGGAAUAUGCCCAUUGAAGAUGCUUUGGUGUUAAUGACGCGAAAUUUUGAUGCUUAUAUGCGAGGUGAUAAGACGGCUUCGGAGCCGACCCCUGGGGCUAUCAAAAAUGUAUCAGACAGACAUCCAACAACAAUGCAGUUGUUGUUAAAUUUGCUGGCUGAAAACAGACAGUUAACAACAGCCCAGUACGACAGAUUGGUAAAGUAUUUGCAAGAGAGGCGCGAGAUCCAACACCAGCAUGAAAUAAGUGAAGGAGUUGAUCAAGAGUCACAAGAAUCCAACAGCAAACAAGCUGAACUUCAAAGUCGCAUCAUGAAUAUAUUAAAUAAAGCUUCCACUGAAACCCAACCGCCACCUCAAGAGCCGACACCAUCGAAUGAUGUUGCACCGCCACUUCUAAAAGAUCCUUCCGUUCAAAAGGCGCUGGACAGUCUUUUAGGGGGCGAAAUGUUUAAAAAUAUUGGUGUGGUGUAAUUUGACGUAAUUGUAUCGUGGAUUCAACAAUAAAAUGUGCUACUCGA
Molecule: messenger RNA, 1611 nt
Organism: Tribolium madens (black flour beetle)
Lineage: Eukaryota; Metazoa; Arthropoda; Insecta; Coleoptera; Tenebrionidae
Gene: Neos
Product: nuclear receptor coactivator 5
Exons: 4
Coding region: 227-1564 (445 amino acids)
Molecular function (GO): RNA binding
Source: RefSeq, a predicted model, not a curated record